UCUUUGAGAACAUAUAAAGACUCAUAUUCUAUAGUUCUUCAACAGUUACACAUCCACUAGAAAAAGGCAUUCUCUUUGUUUAGCUAUCAAGAUUGUACUUUCUUUGUGUUGUAACUGAUUUUUUUGUUUUAACUUUUAACUUUGAAAACUAGUUACUUCAACAUGGAAGAGGUUGAAGCAGCUAACAAAGCUGCUGUUGAGAGUUUUCAUAGACUUAUAAGUCUAUUAUCCCUAGACCAAGAUCAUGUGCAUCAUAAGAAGCUCAUUGAAUCAACAAAAGAUGUUGUGAUUGGAUUCAAAAGAGUUGUAUCUAUUCUUGAUAAUGAUUUAAGUCAUUCAAGAGUGCGAAAAUUCAAGAAACUUCAAACACUUGUUCCUCAAAACAUACUUUUAGAAAAGGAUCAUCAAUCUUUACCAAAACCCUUUCAAGAUGUUGUCAAAAGCAAUUAUUCAAUAGGAAACUCGAUUCAAAUUCCGCAAAAUAUCCCUUUUUCUAGUUAUCAAUUCUUCCAAAACCAACAAAAGUACCAAGUUAGACAGCCGGCUGAGAUGAUGUAUAGGCAGAGCAACAGCGGAUUUACUUCAAGUUUUGAUAGCUCAACUUGCACCCCUUCGAUGUCAUCCAAUAAAUCUUUUGUUUCUCCGUUGAGUAUGGAAGGAAGCGUGGCUAGUUUGAGUGGGAGUUCGAUGAGUUUGAUGGGAUCAUCACGGUUAAGUGAUCAAGAGACAUACCAACACAAAAGGAGGUGUUCGGAUAGAGGUGAUGUUGGGAGCUCUAUUGGUAGUAGUAGAUGUCACUGCUCCAAGAAGAGACAUAGGAUUAAAAGAUCAAUCAAAGUUCCUGCUAUUAGUAACAAGCUUGCGGAUAUCCCCCCUGAUGAGUAUUCUUGGAGGAAGUAUGGCCAGAAACCCAUCAAGGGUUCUCCUCAUCCGAGGGGAUAUUAUAGAUGUAGCAGCAUGAGAGGCUGCCCAGCAAGGAAGCAUGUGGAAAGAUGUUUGGAUGAUUUUGGAAUGCUUAUUGUCACAUAUGAGGGUGUCCAUAAUCAUCCCUUGUUACCUUCUCAAUCUCUAAACACCUAAAUACAUAAACUUCUGUUUUGAAUCUUUAUAUUUUUUUUCUUUGAUUAGCAGUUGGGAGAUUCAUGUGUAUGUACUAGUAAGAGUUAGUGAAUAUAUAAAUCAGAACAACACAUUAACACGGCCUUUUGAAUGCUCUGUACCACUGUAAUAACUCAUUAUCGAGGUCUACAUCUAUAUAGAUAGAAAAAAGAUCACCAUUGUGAAGCU
Messenger RNA from Erigeron canadensis, 1287 nucleotides. RefSeq names its product probable WRKY transcription factor 21. The record is from RefSeq and is a predicted model, not a curated record. The coding region runs from base 163 to 1080 and encodes 305 amino acids. NCBI's taxonomy places the organism in Eukaryota, Viridiplantae, Streptophyta, Magnoliopsida, Asterales, Asteraceae. Gene Ontology annotation, biological process: regulation of DNA-templated transcription. Gene Ontology annotation, molecular function: sequence-specific DNA binding; DNA-binding transcription factor activity. The transcript is spliced from 3 exons.